Gigantopelta aegis is the source of this 2677-nucleotide messenger RNA. Its product is annotated as ankyrin repeat and SAM domain-containing protein 3-like. Gene Ontology annotation, cellular component: cilium. Gene Ontology annotation, molecular function: protein binding. The record is from RefSeq and is a predicted model, not a curated record. The transcript is spliced from 13 exons. Bases 4 to 2439 code for a protein of 811 amino acids. Lineage: Eukaryota; Metazoa; Mollusca; Gastropoda; Neomphalida; Peltospiridae.
AUCAUGGCGAGUGAACUUGCGGACAACUACGAAGCGUCGGACGAGGCGUCUGAGAAUGAACUUCUUGACAAGAGUUUGUCCGUGUGGAAGGGUUGGGAGAUGGCUGGAGACGACUUUGAACCCCUCCAGCAUGAUAUGCACACGGCCUGCAGCAUCGGACAUUUCGAUUAUGUCCGUACACUCAUUUCCAGAGGAGACUUGGACAGGAAAAACAUGGGUACCUGGACACCAUUAAUGUAUGCUUGUUACAUCGGUCAUGACAACAUCGUCAACUUGUUGACGGAAGCGGGCUGCAGCGUGAACGUUAAAAACCACAAGUGCCAGACUCCACUCAUGCUGGCGGCCAGUUGCGGCAACGAGACUGUCGGCAAGAUGUUGGUUGGAGCAGGAGCUCAGCUUGAAGCGAGGGAUAGAAAAGGAUGGACGGCUUUGUUUCAUGCUACCUACGCCGGACACCAAAACUUUGUCCGUUUUUUGCUUUACAAUCGUGCAGAUAUGAAUGCUGUUGAACCGCACACAAGUAGAACGCCAUUCAUGGAGGCAGCAGCCGAAGGACAUGAAAUUAUUGUGCAGCUCUUUUUACAACAUGGUGUUGACGUGAACAAGCGAGACCAGAAUGGAGACGUGGCGCGGUCGCUGGCCCUGAUGAACGGACAUAUGAAAGUUGUCAGUCUGAUCGAUAACCACGUGCUGCCAAUCUCAUCACUUCGAUCAGAACCUGGACUAGACGAUGACUUCAGUUCUUCAGAUGAAGCUUACCAAAGGCCAAGGCAUCACCACAUACCGAGACAUUCAAAAACUAAAUCUAAAGGUCCCAGUAUACGAGAUGGUCCUGAAGCUAUUGCUCGAUUAAUCGACCGAUCACACAACGUGGACCAUGGAGGCAUCCAGAACAUACAGACUGCUGAUUAUCAAAAUUCAUUUGUGCCAAAAGGUUACAUGACGUUUCCUCAGAUUGGUCAUUCAGAUGAAACACUACUGUCCCACCGAGACGUCACUUCACCCAUCAACCCACAGGACUACAAUCUAGACAGUUCAGGGGACAAAGAUUCUUGUCACGACGAUGACAGUAAUGCAUUCUCCAAGACUGGAGCCAUCACAAUAAAGAGUAGCUCCAGCUCCAGUGGAGGUCUUAUAGCCGCUCUCGGUCUUAGCCGAGACGGGAGUGUCGACAGCGACGAGCAGAACGAAGCUAACGAAUCAAAACAAACCUCUAAGUCAUGUGAUAUUAAAACUGAAAACACCCCAAGAGAAACCAAAGAUACAGUGUGUGCGAAAGGUCGGACUGAAAAUGAAUCCAUCAGCAUUUCGGGGGAUGUUUCUCCAGACGAUAUCAAACAGAACAUCAAGAACUGGAUAGAAGAUUCGCACAGUCCAGAUGCUCAUAAAGACGAGAAGGAGAUCUGUGACAAGGACAGCGGGUAUGACCGAGACUCGCAGGUUGAUAAAAUCUCGGAGAUUGAGUGGGACGGGAGCGUGCUGCCCCACUUGAACGACAGAGACACGGUUAAUGGUGUGGAUAAUCAACACAGCACUUCUCUGACGGAUGAGCUGGAUCUCGAGUGUGCUCGGCUAAACUGUGAAGCUCAAAGGGGCACGGCUCUGUCAGUGUGCAAUGACCAGUUGUUGAUGGGCUACUACUUCACCCCCCAACCACCCGACACCCCCGCCGGAGCUCGGAGACCUGUCCUUGAGGAACAGCCGAGUUCACUGUAUGCCCCUCAAGACUUGGUGACCUUGCUACAGACUCUAGGUCUAAUGAAAUAUCUACCAGUGUUUGAAGAACAAGACGUUGAUCUUCAGGUUUUUCUCUCACUCACAGACAACGACCUUAAAGAAAUCGGAAUCAAGUUGUUUGGUCCUCGUAAGAAGAUGACCAAUGCCAUAGCUCGGUGGCACAGCAACGCCCCCCUCUCCUCGAGUUCCCUGGAGCAGUCCUAUGCCGACCGCCUGGAGGGGGAGAUGCAGGAAAUGGCAAUUCAGCUCAAUCAGGCCUAUGCGGAAGUGGACCGAAUGAAGGCGCAGGUCUUGCAGGAACAGCAACUCCGAUCAGUCACCGAGCAGUGCCUCAUGGAGCAGCAGAGUCACAUUCAUAGCGUCGUCAUGGAUACGAAACACAAAUGCGAGGACAUCAAGGACAUUUUCAAGAAGCUCAAGAAUUAUUGUACUGAAAUUAAAGAGAGAUUUGGGUGUUCUAAAGGUCAAAACGUGGACCAGCCUAGACACUUGAAAGGAAGCAUUUCUUUACAGGAUGAAAAACAUUCUCAGAAAGCCAGUGAUGCAAAUGUGGUAUCCAUGGAGAUUCUUAUGAAGCAAAUGGAAAGCUACUUAAAGAAGGGGCAACAAAUAGUUGCUAUGGUAACUAUCAACAGUGAACAGUUGGUUGACAAGAAGACUGAAGCAACAGAUAAGGAAUUUAAUCCAUCCUGUUAUAGCUGAUAAUAGUUUCUUUGCAGAUUUUUUUUUAUUGCACCAUGUUUACAGAUGAUUCACCAUUUUGACAAACAUAUUGCAUGCUUUUGUUUUUCAGAGGUAAUGAAGAUAUGGAAAUAUACUCAACAAAAUUAAUUAAAGACCAGUAGGUUUAUUGGUAAUUCUUUGCAUUUAUAAUAUUGUUUCAGUUUAAUUUGACCCAUGAUUCACGCACACUUCUUUGUCAGUGUAAAACAGUUAUGGU